GGCGGUGGUGGUGGUGGCGGCGGCGGCAGCAGCAGCGGCUGCGCGCGCGCGCGGGUGCGAACGGGGAACGCUGCGAGGGCCGGGCCGUGCCGGGCGGUGGGGACGACUGACGGCGACGAUGGCCGCGGCAGCAGGCGGCGGCGGCGGCGGGCCUGGGGCAGCGGCAGGCGCCGCGGGCGCGGGGGGUGCGGCGGCGGCCGCGGGUCUGGCGGUUUAUCGACGGAAGGACGGCGGUCCGGCCAGCAAGUUUUGGGAGAGCCCGGAGACAGUGUCCCAGCUGGAUUCGGUGCGCGUCUGGCUGGGCAAGCACUACAAGAAGUAUGUUCAUGCGGAUGCUCCUACCAAUAAAACACUGGCUGGGCUGGUGGUACAGCUUCUCCAGUUCCAGGAAGAUGCCUUUGGGAAGCAUGUCACCAACCCGGCCUUCACCAAACUUCCUGCGAAGUGUUUCAUGGAUUUCAAAGCAGGAGGCACGUUGUGUCACAUUCUUGGGGCUGCAUACAAGUAUAAAAAUGAACAGGGAUGGCGAAGGUUUGACCUACAGAAUCCAUCUCGAAUGGAUCGUAAUGUGGAAAUGUUUAUGAACAUUGAAAAAACAUUGGUGCAGAACAAUUGUCUGACCAGACCCAACAUCUACCUCAUUCCAGACAUUGACCUGAAGUUGGCUAACAAGUUGAAAGAUAUCAUCAAACGGCAUCAGGGGACAUUUACUGAUGAGAAGUCAAAAGCUUCCCACCAUAUUUAUCCAUAUCCCUCCUCACAAGAGGAUGAGGAGUGGUUGAGACCCGUGAUGAGAAAAGACAAGCAGGUGUUAGUACAUUGGGGAUUUUACCCAGACAGCUAUGAUACUUGGGUGCAUAGUAAUGAUGUUGAUGCUGAAAUUGAGGAUCCACCAAUUCCAGAAAAGCCAUGGAAGGUUCAUGUGAAAUGGAUUUUGGACACUGACAUUUUCAAUGAAUGGAUGAAUGAAGAGGAUUAUGAGGUGGAUGACAACAGGAAGCCAGUGAGCUUUCGUCAGCGAAUUUCUACAAAGAAUGAAGAGCCAGUCCGAAGUCCAGAAAGACGAGAUAGAAAAGCAUCAGCUAAUGCUCGAAAGAGGAAACAUUCACCUUCACCUCCGCCUCCCACACCCACAGAAUCACGGAAGAAGAGUGGGAAGAAAGGCCAAGCUAGUCUUUAUGGGAAACGCAGAAGUCAGAAAGAAGAUGAUGAGCAGGAAGAUCUCACCAAGGACAUGGAAGACCCAACACCUGUACCCAAUAUAGAGGAAGUAGUACUUCCCAAAAAUGUAAAUCCAAAGAAAGAUAGUGAAAAUACACCUGUUAAAGGAGGAACUGUAGCAGAUCUAGAUGAGCAGGAUGAAGAAGCAGUCACAACAGGAGGAAAGGAAGAUGAAGAUCCUAGCAAAGGUGAUCCAAGUCGGUCGGUUGACCCUGGUGAAGAUAAUGUAACAGAGCAGACCAAUCACAUCAUUAUUCCUAGCUAUGCAUCAUGGUUUGAUUACAACUGUAUUCAUGUGAUUGAGCGGCGUGCCCUUCCUGAGUUUUUCAAUGGAAAGAACAAAUCCAAGACACCAGAAAUCUACUUGGCAUAUCGAAAUUUUAUGAUCGACACAUACCGCCUAAAUCCCCAAGAGUAUUUAACCAGCACUGCUUGUCGGAGGAACUUGACUGGAGAUGUGUGUGCUGUGAUGAGGGUUCAUGCCUUUUUAGAGCAGUGGGGACUCGUUAAUUACCAAGUUGAUCCAGAAAGCCGACCCAUGGCAAUGGGGCCUCCUCCCACCCCUCAUUUCAAUGUAUUAGCUGACACCCCCUCUGGGCUUGUGCCUCUGCAUCUUCGUUCACCUCAGGUCCCUGCGGCUCAGCAGAUGUUAAAUUUUCCUGAGAAAAACAAAGAAAAACCAAUUGAUUUGCAGAACUUUGGCCUUCGCACUGAUAUUUACUCCAAGAAAACAUUAGCAAAGAGUAAAGGUGCUAGUGCUGGAAGAGAGUGGACAGAACAGGAGACAUUGCUACUGUUGGAGGCUCUGGAGAUGUAUAAAGAUGAUUGGAACAAAGUGUCGGAACAUGUUGGAAGUCGCACUCAGGAUGAGUGCAUUCUUCACUUUUUGAGGCUUCCCAUUGAAGACCCAUAUCUUGAAAAUUCAGAUGCUUCUCUUGGUCCUCUGGCCUAUCAGCCUGUUCCCUUCAGUCAGUCAGGAAAUCCAGUCAUGAGUACUGUUGCUUUUUUGGCAUCUGUGGUGGACCCUCGUGUGGCAUCUGCUGCAGCAAAAGCAGCUUUGGAGGAAUUUUCUCGGGUGCGGGAGGAAGUACCGCUGGAAUUGGUUGAAGCUCAUGUCAAAAAAGUACAAGAAGCAGCACGAGUCUCUGGGAAGGUGGAUCCCACCUAUGGCUUGGAAAGCAGCUGUAUUGCAGGCACGGGGCCCGAUGAGCCAGAGAAGCUUGAAGGAGCUGAAGAGGAGAAAGUGGAAACAGAUGUGGACAGUCAGCAGCCUGAGAAGGUAGAAAAUAAAGUGGAAAAUGAAGUGGAUGAAGGUGAUAAACAAGAUGGAGAAAAUGAGAAACAUGGUGAGAAGGAGCCCGACAGUGAAGUUAGCGAGGAUACCAAAUCAGAUGAAAAGGAGACUGAAGAGAACAAGGAACUCACUGAUACAUGUAAAGAAAGAGAAAAUGAGAUUGGGAAGAAGAAAGUAGAACACGAAAUUUCUGAAGGAAAUGUUGCCACAGCUGCAGCAGCUGCUCUUGCCUCAGCUGCUACCAAAGCCAAGCACCUGGCUGCUGUGGAAGAGAGAAAGAUCAAGUCCCUGGUAGCUCUCCUGGUUGAGACACAGAUGAAGAAGUUAGAGAUCAAACUUCGACAUUUUGAGGAGCUGGAAACUAUCAUGGACAGAGAGAAAGAAGCUCUAGAACAGCAGAGGCAGCAGUUGCUUACUGAGCGCCAGAACUUCCACAUGGAACAGCUGAAAUAUGCUGAAUUACGAGCUCGGCAGCAAAUGGAGCAGCAGCAGCAUGGCCAGACCCCUCAGCAGGCACACCAGCACUCAGGAGCGCCUGGCCUGGCCCCACUGGGCACAGCAGGGCACCCCGGCAUGAUGCCUCAUCAGCAGCCCCCGCCCUAUCCUCUGAUGCACCACCAGAUGCCACCACCUCAUCCACCCCAACCAGGUCAGAUACCAGGCCCAGGUUCCAUGAUGCCUGGGCAGCCCAUGCCAGGCCGCAUGAUUCCCACCGUGGGAGCCAGCAUCCAUCCCUCUGGGAGUGGUCCUACCCCCCCUGGUAUGCCUCCAAUGCCAGGAAAUAUCUUAGGACCCCGGGUACCUCUCACAGCACCUAAUGGCAUGUAUCCCCCUCCACCGCAGCAACAGCCACCACCACCACCCGCAGACGGGGUCCCUCCACCUCCUGCUCCAGGCCCACCAGCCUCAGCAGCUCCUUAAUGUGGAAGAAGCAGGGAACACCCACGCCUACCACCACAGAAUGGGGGUGACAAGACAAGACUUGUGUUCCUCAGCUUCCUCGGGUUUCUUUUCAGGAUUUUUCUUCUCGCAGCCCCAAGCACAUGUCCAUGUCUCCCAUUCCUCUUGUCACCCACCUCCAUGCUCUGACACCUCUCAUUUGUGUCAGGGCUUCAGCCUGCACUCGAAGGGGAGCCGGUGGUACCAUUGUGCCCUGGUCAUUCUGAAGAUUACCUAUGUCCCCCUGCCUGCUGUGGGGGUGUUGGCAAUCUGUUCUGCAGGUCCUGUCCACAUUGGUAUCUUGUGUCUUCAUCAUCUUCGCUCUCCUGCAGUUUUUGGUUUUUGUCUUAGGUUUCUGCAGAUACUGCUCUAUAAUCAUUAUCUUUCUUUUUUUCUUGUCAUUACUGUUGUAAAGGAGAGCAUCCUGAAGUUAAUAGGAACCAAAAAAAAAAAAAAAUGGUGUUAGGCAGAUGGGGGUAGCCACAGGGGAUAAAAUGGAAGGCAUUAUAAGUGACCUUAUUUCUGCUUAUCUGAGCUAGGAACGGUGCUGCCGGUGAAGUGUCAGGGGACUUUGCAACACAUAAAACGCACCAGAUUAUAAGAAAUGGGAAAGGAGACCCCACUGAUUAUCUUCCCUAGUGAGGGCCUCCACCCCGCCUGGCAGAGCAACCACUCUAGCUGGUACACAGCAGAGGAGAGCACAAACCAUACACACGACUGCUUCCCCAGGCCACUGGUUCUGGUUUUCUAUGCAGAGGGGUUGUUGGGUUAGGGGUGGGGAUUUGUUUCUCUGAGGGCAGUGUGAGCUCUGAGGGUUAGGUUUUGGGGUGGCAUCCUUCAUUCCCUAGACUGAAGUGUGAGUCUAGAGCAGUGGCCCCCUGUGAAUCUAGCCUAUGAUUCACUGCCUUGUAUGCAUUCUUUUUCUUUCUCUUCAAAAAAUAAAAAAAAAAAAAAAACCUUCAAAAGAGGAAAAAAAAAUAAGUAGAUAGUGUUAAACCCUUAGCUCCUGGAACUUGGUUAGGAUGGCUGGUGGGGGGUACGAGUCCCCAAACUACCUCUUGCUGUAGCCAGGGUGAGUGGAAUUACAUGAAACGGUACUUCAGGCUCCAGAUGGGAUUGAAAAAAAAUAGGGCAGGUUCAUUGGCCUCUUGUACCUUCUCCUGCCUCUCUCGAAGAUCUCAGAUUCCAUCCAUCACAGGGUUAUCAAGGAGAUGCUGAGAGUAACAAGGAACUCACUUGGCGGCCAGAACGCCAAGCGUUGAGGCGUGGGGUGCUCAGGCUGGAAAGGUGCAAGGCCUUUCCAGAGGAGGAGCCACAAGAUGCCUUAACUUGAGCCUGGAUCUACCCCUGCUGAUGAUGGACUUGGGAGUUCUUGGUUUUUCACUUCUUGUCCUUUUUCCCUUCUGCCCUUCCAUGUAUGGGGAAAGGGUGUUUUUGGUAGAGCUUGGUUUCCAAAGCGCCUGGCUUCUUCACAUCACACUCUGAAGUGGCAGUUUUAUUGUUUAGAAUGCAAAGUGGAACAUCGCUUCGGUAUCUUUUUCUAAUAUCUUUUCUAAAGCUUUACAAAUGAGGGGUUAUAGGGAGGUAUUUGUAAAACACUUUGGGACUUUUUUCCUUAAUAUCAGAAAGAAAAGAAAAAAAAGAAACCACAAUUGAGAUUUGCCUUUCAAACCCUCAGGUCUGCCUCUAACCAGGUAGCCCUGGUCCACAUCAGAGCACUGGGGUACGGGAACCAAGGAGACCUUGUUUCUGUUGUGUGUGUGUUUUGGACAUUUGCCUCCAGAAAGAUCCCAGUGCCUUUUGAUAAUGGCCAGGGUUUUCCAAAGGAAACUCAUUCCAAAUACUUACCUGUUCCCCUGGAGUCCUCUAUGGAAAAUGGAAUUCUGGUUCAUACUGUGGUCUCUUGUAACCUCAGGUCUUUAAUGUGAUCACUUCCAAUUUACAAGAUCCAGGUGGAAAGGCUUUUACUAUGCUGGUAAUAAUUCUACAGAAUAACUGAAUUCAGCACUGUUAUGUUUCAGUAUAAGUGACAUUUUCUUUUCUUGUCUUUAACCUGAUUUUAUUUCUGUAUCACAGCCACCCAAGUUUGUUUGAGGGGAUAAUAAUAUGUGGUUUUUGUACAAA
Oryctolagus cuniculus (rabbit) is the source of this 5578-nucleotide messenger RNA. It is a transcript of the gene SMARCC1, whose product is annotated as SWI/SNF related BAF chromatin remodeling complex subunit C1. The record is from RefSeq and is a predicted model, not a curated record. NCBI's taxonomy places the organism in Eukaryota, Metazoa, Chordata, Mammalia, Lagomorpha, Leporidae. Gene Ontology annotation, biological process: cell projection morphogenesis. Gene Ontology annotation, cellular component: synapse. Gene Ontology annotation, molecular function: protein binding.